AAUCCCUACCACAACUUCUCUUCCCUUCCUUGAUUUCUAAACCACCACCCAUUCUGUUUCUCCCUCCCCUUUCUACUCAUAUAUACACAAACUUCCAUUUCUGAAGUCUCACCCUGCAUUUCAGUUCUCAUAUAACCAGCACCACCAAUGGCAGCAACCACCACCUCCAGCACUGUACUUAGACCAACCCCAUUUCUGGGCCAGACAAGGGGAUCCAACAUUAACCAACUUAGAGAUGUUGUCUCUAUGGGCACUGGGAAAUUCACCAUGGGGAAUGAACUAUGGUAUGGACCAGACCGGGUGAAGUACUUGGGACCUUUCUCUGCUCAGACUCCUUCAUACCUCACUGGAGAAUUUCCCGGUGAUUAUGGAUGGGAUACUGCAGGAUUAUCAGCUGACCCAGAGGCUUUUGCCAGGAAUAGGGCUCUUGAGGUGAUCCAUGGGAGAUGGGCUAUGCUGGGAGCACUUGGGUGUAUCACCCCAGAAGUUCUUGAGAAAUGGGUGAAAGUGGACUUCAAGGAGCCAAUUUGGUUCAAAGCUGGAGCUCAGAUCUUCUCUGAAGGAGGGCUUGACUAUUUGGGCAACCCAAACCUUGUACAUGCUCAGAGCAUCUUGGCAGUGCUGGCCUUUCAAGUACUUCUCAUGGGACUGGUUGAGGGCUUCCGUAUCAAUGGCUUAGAAGGUGUGGGUGAGGGAAACAACCUCUACCCUGGUGGGACAUACUUUGACCCCUUGGGACUUGCUGAUGAUCCAGUCACAUUUGCUGAGCUCAAAGUGAAGGAGAUCAAGAAUGGUCGGCUAGCCAUGUUCUCCAUGUUUGGUUUCUUUGUGCAGGCCAUUGUUACUGGCAAAGGUCCACUAGAGAACCUCUUGGAUCACCUUGACAACCCUGUGGCUAACAAUGCCUGGGUCUAUGCUACCAAGUUUGUGCCUGGAUCCUAGAUUGAUUUCAAUUCCUUUUUUUUUUUUUUUCUCUCUUUUGUGAAAACUAAUGAAUGGAGAUGGAUAGUGUCCAUGUACAUUAUCGUGGUAAGUGGUUGAUUUCUUGAAUGUUCAUGUAACUCAUCUGUAUCAGUAAAUGGAUAUAUUUGUGAGUCCUGAAAUUGGUGCGAUACUCGAGAAAUGAAGAUUAUCAAUUUU
This is a messenger RNA of Telopea speciosissima, 1140 nucleotides long. Its product is annotated as chlorophyll a-b binding protein 3, chloroplastic. The transcript is spliced from 4 exons. Lineage: Eukaryota; Viridiplantae; Streptophyta; Magnoliopsida; Proteales; Proteaceae. The record is from RefSeq and is a predicted model, not a curated record. Bases 148 to 942 code for a protein of 264 amino acids. Gene Ontology annotation, cellular component: chloroplast thylakoid membrane; plastoglobule; chloroplast envelope. Gene Ontology annotation, biological process: photosynthesis, light harvesting in photosystem I; response to light stimulus.